AUGGAAGGCGCAAAGAACUGGUACAACAAGCAAUACGAGUCGUGGGUGCCGUGGAUUGAAGACAAAGUCCUCGGCUGGUUUGGGGAGAACAAGACCAGCUAUGUCGCCAAAGAUAACCUGGGCAAGACCAAAAUCACCGGCGACGAGAACGUAGACGCCAUCCAGGACGACGUUAAUAACGGGGUAGGCGGGCAGUUCGGCAAGGGUGGCUUGCUCGAAGGCGUAGGCAACCUGACAAGUAAAGAGGUGCUCAACCGGGGGGAGAGGAAAGGGAAGAAUGAAAAGGGUGGGUAUGGUUUGUGA
This is a messenger RNA of Fonsecaea monophora, 303 nucleotides long. RefSeq lists its product as hypothetical. The transcript has 2 exons. The record is from RefSeq and is a predicted model, not a curated record. NCBI's taxonomy places the organism in Eukaryota, Fungi, Ascomycota, Eurotiomycetes, Chaetothyriales, Herpotrichiellaceae. The coding region runs from base 1 to 303 and encodes 100 amino acids.